AUGUGUGUAAAAAUGUUUGCCGCAUUGGCACUUCUUCCAGCAAAUCUAAUUGAAGAAGGCUAUCAAUGUAUACGGCAACAUGCAAGGAAUAAUAAUUUACAACUAACUCCAUUCUUCAAUUACUUUAACAGCUUUUGGUUACGGACAGUAGGCCCAGAAACAUUUUCUGUUCAUGGAAUCGCUAGGAGAACAAAUAACAAUGUUGAAAAUUUCCAUGGACGUUUAAAAGAAAAAUUUCAGACUUCCCAUCCAAACCUAUGGACAUUUUUAAAACAUUUGAAUGAACUAAGUUUAAAAAACCACAUUACCAUUGCACAAUUGAGUCAAGGUCAAAAAGUAUCCAGACCAGUUAAAAUAAAAUACAUUGCCAAUUCAGAACGCAUAAAAAUUGCAACUGCACAAUUAAAUCUAGGAACAAUUAAUGUGUCUGAUUUUUUAAUUCAAUGUUCCUAUACCGCAGAGACUUAUAUUCGAGAAGAAUUAAACUGGUACACUCUUGUCGAACCUAACCUUAUAGUUGAUAAUGAUGAUCUCACACAAUCGGAUGGAGAUGAUAGUGUAUCGGUCGCUGAAGAUAUUCCUCACCCCGUUGUAAAUUUUGCUGAUCCCACACAAUAUGAUGGAGAUGAUAGUCUAUCAGGCACUGAAGACAAUAAUCAAGUAGCUGAGGAUUCUGAUGGUAGUGGAAAUUUAUUUAUUACCAGACAUGUGCAAGCUGUGAUAAGGAAUGAAGAUGAUUUUAUACUUGAGGAAGAAUUAGAUCCGGAUAUGGUCAACAUGAUGGAAAUAGAUAAUCGGAGACGAGAAUUAGAGAUACAAAAUAUUCCUUUUGUGCAAGUACCUAUAAAUCUUCCUUUGCCACCAAACAGCAAUAUAUGUGUAGUGUGCAAAGAUUUAGAAAGAACACAUGCCUUGAUCCCAUGUGGCCAUAAAGCAUUAUGUGGUAAUUGUGCCGAAUUGUUGCAACCAAAGCGUUGUCCAUUGUGCAAAGCGAAUUUCAGUUCAACUCUACGUAUUUGGUCAUAA
Macrosiphum euphorbiae (potato aphid) is the source of this 1026-nucleotide messenger RNA. The record is from the annotation of a GenBank genome assembly. Lineage: Eukaryota; Metazoa; Arthropoda; Insecta; Hemiptera; Aphididae.